Molecule: messenger RNA, 1006 nt
Organism: Phasianus colchicus (ring-necked pheasant)
Lineage: Eukaryota; Metazoa; Chordata; Aves; Galliformes; Phasianidae
Source: RefSeq, a predicted model, not a curated record
UUCAACCAAUCAGCGUAGACGGCCCACGGCAUGCCGGGAAGCGCCUCCAGGAGCCCCCAUGUCCGGAGCGGACGCUCCCCCUUCCGGGGCCGAUCCCGACGCUGAAGCUGAGGGCGGCUCCACGGAGGACUCCGAUAUGGAGUUGCUGCGAAACCUCCUGGCACGGACGCUGGGGUUGGGCUCGGAGCCGCCGGAACGCGUUUUGGAUGAGUUGUCGCUGACGGGAAUCGCCCGGUUUAUGCAAAGCGAGCGCUGCCGUCGUGUGGUGUGCAUGGUGGGCGCCGGGAUCUCCACGGCCGCCGGGAUCCCCGACUUCCGUUCACCUGAAACCGGGCUGUACGCCAACCUGGGCCGCUACGAUCUGCCCUACCCUGAGGCCAUCUUUGACAUCUCCUACUUCAAGCAACACCCAGAGCCUUUCUUUGCAUUGGCUAAGGAGCUGCUCCCAGGACAGCUGAAGCCCACAGUUUGCCACUACUUCAUGCGGCUGUUGAAGGAGAAGGGGCUGCUGCUGCGCUGCUACACACAGAAUAUCGACACUCUGGAACGCGUGGCAGGGCUGCAGCCUGAGGAAUUGGUGGAGGCUCAUGGCACCUUUCAAACUGCACACUGCCUGCGUUCCUCCUGCCGGCAUCAGUAUGACCUGAGUUGGGUGAAAGAGAAAAUCUUCUCAUCCCUCGUCCCCAAGUGUGAUAAAUGUCAGAGCGUGGUGAAGCCAGACAUUGUAUUUUUUGGUGAGAACCUCCCAUCUCGCUUCUUCAGCCUGCUGCAGUCGGACUUCCAGAAAGUCGAUCUUCUCAUCAUCAUGGGCACUUCGCUUCAGGUCCAACCUUUCGCCUCCCUUGUUAGCAGGGUCCCUGCCAGCACCCCCCGGCUCCUCAUCAACAAGGAGAAAACGGGGCAGAGUGAUGCCUUCAUGUCCCUCAUGGGCUUUGGCUGCGGGAUGGACUUCGACUCAGACAAAGCCUACAGGCAGGGACUGGGGGUGUGGGGGGGUCUGGGGGGG